Neolamprologus brichardi is the source of this 1036-nucleotide messenger RNA. Its product is annotated as T-cell-specific surface glycoprotein CD28. Gene Ontology annotation, cellular component: external side of plasma membrane. Gene Ontology annotation, biological process: regulation of T cell proliferation; T cell receptor signaling pathway. The record is from RefSeq and is a predicted model, not a curated record. NCBI's taxonomy places the organism in Eukaryota, Metazoa, Chordata, Actinopteri, Cichliformes, Cichlidae.
UUGCAGUCAAAAGAACACGUGCGUGAUGUUAUCGGAGUAACAGAUCAGAUUUUUUUUCGUGCAGGUUUGCUUGGAGGAGCUCGGAGGUUUUAGGUGAUGAGGGGAAGCCUUGGGGGCAUCAUUCUACUGGAGGCAAAUUCCCACCCUUGCUGCAGAAAAUGAGGAUUUCAUGGAUGUUCAUGUGCCUUCUGGUUUGCAAGUCAUCACAUGGUACUCAGGAUCAAAGUGACUCCAAGAGUGAUUGGAGCAGAUUGACGCUUCAUGACUCUGCAAAUGACAACGUGACUGUAACGUGCCCGUUGAUACUGUCCGAGGAUGCAGAAAUUUCGUUUUACCUUCUGAAAGAUAAAGACAUAAUAUACGACCAUACGUGCAAACAUCAAAGGAAUUGCACUGGGAUGAAGUGGGAUGCUGUGGAACUGCACACAAAUGGAUCACAUUGGUUUUUCACAGUCAAAUUAGAACACAAUAUCAGAGGACUGUACAGAUGCAACAUCACAAAGACGUACCCUCCUCCUCUUACAAAAGAAGAUGGCAAUCCUGUGCUUGUAAUAGAAUUCCCUCACCAGUGCCCGACACCCCCACUCAAUUCCACAGGAGUCGCACCAAACACAUGCCAAGAAUUUCCAUGGAUUUGGAUAGUGGUGAUUGCAGUUGUCAGUAUCUACGGUGUAACAGUCACCAUCAUUGCACUGUUUAACUGGCUCAAGUUGAAGAACACAGAAAACCAGAGUGACUACAUGAACACAAAACCCAGAGCGCCCAGGGACCGCAAGAAGAAAAAAGGUCUUCAGAAUAUACAAAGACACUUCUAAUGACUUCAUCGGAUCAUUUUGCACAGCUUUAGUUUAGACCUAAACAAUCAGGCUGUCCUCACUGUAGCUUAUUUUUGUCAAACACAUAAUUGUGAGGUUUGUUUUUUGUGUUUUCAUAUUUCAUUGUCAACACUGUAGUAAAUCUGUACCUACACAGCAAAAGUAGCAUUUUUCUUUAAAGCAAUGGCUGUAUUAAAACUAAAAAAACAACAACACACACA